Bombus pyrosoma is the source of this 3249-nucleotide messenger RNA. RefSeq names its product nuclear pore complex protein Nup85 (gene Nup75). Gene Ontology annotation, biological process: protein import into nucleus; positive regulation of DNA-templated transcription; mRNA export from nucleus. Gene Ontology annotation, molecular function: structural constituent of nuclear pore. The record is from RefSeq and is a predicted model, not a curated record. The coding region runs from base 134 to 2044 and encodes 636 amino acids. Gene Ontology annotation, cellular component: nuclear pore outer ring. NCBI's taxonomy places the organism in Eukaryota, Metazoa, Arthropoda, Insecta, Hymenoptera, Apidae. The transcript has 8 exons.
AGGUACCAAUAGUUGACAAUACCGUGCAUUUAACUCUGUGGAGAAAUAAUAAAGUUAAUUACGAAUAAAUUGAUGUGAAUGUCAUUAUAUAGUAAAGUAUACUUGGACUAAUAGUUUCUUUCUUGUAUUAAGUAUGGACGAAAACUACAGUCCUCCUACAAUCGAUAUUCCAAAUAUUCCUAAACAUCUAUGUAUUACUGGAAGUUGGGUAAAUAGUAGCAGAAUCAGUAUAUAUAUGAAUAAACAAUUUCAAAGUUCAACUAAAAAAAGUUCAAAGAAAUAUGAGCCAACGGUACAUAUUUUAAAGCCAGAAGUAAUUCUGUUUUCUCCACAAUUACGUAAAUUAGUAAACGAAAGUAAUGGUGUCUUUCUGUCCAUUCAAAAAAUAAAAUCUUCUGGAGAUGUUAGACCAGAACUUUUAAAACAUAGCAAGCAAUACAGGUCUAUUUUAAGAGCAUGUAUAGAAAGUUUGCAAGAUAUAUGUGGAAAAUGUUUGACUGAUAAAAAAGAAUCACUAGAAAAUUUUCUGACCAUUUUUUAUCAAAUAGAAUGUAUAUGGCACUUGAUCGAAAUCCUUUAUGUAGAUAUAAUACCAGGUGAUGUAGUAUUACCACAAUUGUUAGAAUGGAUUAGAUUUCACUUUCCAUCUAGAGAACUUGUAGCAGUUAAAAUAUUAGCUCAGAAGACAAUCGGUGCUGAUUUGGAGUAUCCAAAUUAUUGGGAAGCUGUAAUAGGCUGUGCAUUACACGGAAAGUUAGAUUUAGUAAGAGCUUUAUUAGCAUUACAUAGCAAAGCAGAUCACCCUGCUUUCGUAAUGGCAGAAAAUAUUCUUAAAACAAUGCCCAUCUAUAAUGUGUAUGGCGGUUAUUCUAUAGAUGGAUUUACUACAUGUUGGAAACGUUGGCAACUAGAGUUGUGUUCAAAUUUAAAUAGUAAAACUUUUAUCGUUGAUACAUACUUAGAAAUGAUCAUGAAGUUAAUUGCAGGAGAACAAGAUAUAUUGUGGCAAUUUUCACAAUAUACAGAUGCUUGGUAUGAACUGUUGGCAGCAAAGUUAUUUUAUACUUCUCCAUGUUGUAAGCAACCUGAACUUUCUCAUCAUGCUAAUAGUAUUUCCAAAAGAUGGCAAGCUAAUAGACCUUCUGAUAAUGCUAUACGUGCUGUUAUGGAAAGCAACUUACACCAUGUUAUUAAAGAAAUACAAUAUAUGGGUGAUAAUGGAUGGUUUGCUACUCAUUUGGUAGAUCUAUUAUAUGUUUGUGGAAAACUUAAAAUAUUGGAUAGGGAUCAAAUAAAAGUUAGCAGUCAACUUCAUGAAUCUCUUAUAUUGGAAUAUGGGAGCACAUUAAUGGCACAUCAUUCUUUGUGGCAAUGUGGUGCAAGUUACUUAAUACAUUGUCCUAUUCAAGGCUUAGCUAGACUAGAAAUACUGCUACAGUCACUUCCAAUGGGGUCAGAAGCAAGAGUAAAUAAAAUUCUUGAUAUAGCACGAGAUAAUAAGAUGGAUCAUAUAGUUACUAGCAUUUGUAAAAUUCAAGGACUAAAAUCUAUGAGGCAAGGAAGAUUGGGAAAUGCACUUGCAUGGGCAUUAAAAGCGCAAGAUAGUGGUUUUAUAACAUAUAUUGCAGAUCAGUUUUUGAAGCGUUAUGCAGAACACGGAGAAUUGGAUUGUCGUGACUUAUUAGAAAAUUUAGGUUUUUGUAUGAUGGCUAGUGAUAGACUCACAUUCUUGGGAAAGUAUUGCGAAUUUCAUCAAAUGUAUAGCAUUGGAGAAUUUAAAGAAGCAGCAAGUUUAUUAGUGUCCCUUUUAGUUUCAAAUUUAACACCAAAAUACUUUUGGUCGAUUCUUUUAUCGGAUGCUAUUCCAUUAUUAGAAGCCAAAGAUGUAAUUUUAUCUUCCAGUGAUUGUUUUGAAUUAUUACGUUGUGUAGAAGCACAUGGAGAUGAUCUAAAGUUUCAAAAUAAAAUUGAAAUCUUCCGACUAGCCGUUGCUAGGAACCUAGCUCGAGCAUUGAGUCUUGAAGGCUGCCAAGUGGAACAUUAGAAGAUUUAUUAUCAAUUUAUUAUAUUAAAGAAUUUUUUAAUUUUUUAAUUAAAAAAGAAUUUCCAUGCAUAAUCAUCGAUGUAUCCCAUUAAAUCACAGUACAUCUUCUUAAUAUUAAAAAUUUAACGAUAAAUCUUGUAAAUAAAUAUUUUUACAUAUACGAUUUUUACGUACGAUUAAAAUUAUUUAUAACAAUGACAAUGGAUUUCAUUAACAUUUCAAUCUCAAAUAUGAUUUUUUUUGCUGUUGUUAACACUAUUUCGUUGUGAUAAACAUCUAAUAAGAAAUAGAUUUUUAAUAGAAUAUAUAAAAUUCUAAUAAAAAGUAAAAGUAAAUUUCCAAUAAAAUAUGAAUAUAUUAGUAGUAGUUGUAGUAAUAGAAUACUAUUAUUAAUAUUUAUUCAUAUACAUAUAAGAAACUAUAAAAAUAUUACAUGUAAAAAUUCAUUGGUUUUCACACAUCUGAUAUUGGGACCAAGGUUUAUUCUCACUUAUAACUAACAUACACAAUAUUGAAUCAUAUUUUAAUACAUACCAAAUUACAUUAAUUCUUCAAGACGGAUAUAAUUUCAAAUAAUCAUAUAAAAAUACAAAUAAUCUUAUUAUCUUAAAGUAUAAUAUGCACUAUUACAAAAAAACUUACAUAAAAAUUUGCAAUUUGUGUAUCUACAAAAAAAGAUUACAUAUUCUAACUUAAAUAAUCUAUUCAAUGGUAGUAAAAGUAAUUGCAUAGUGCUACCCAUAUAGUGCUAUUAUCAUGCACUAUAUGUAAUGUAAUCAAUUGAUAAAAAAAGUCAGUAAUCACGUUACGUAAUAUCAGACAUAAUACCACAAACGCGGUAUACAGAGGUGUAUCACUCAACAUAGGUGUAAUAAUAUAGGUUUUUCGAGGUCAAUAUAGCUUGUAUUAUCAUUUUCGUAUAAUUUCCAAUGUUACCGAUUUUUAACAUAGAUUUCAACAUUAGUAACAGAUAGAAUUAAAAUUAAAUCUGAUCAUAAAAUAUUACAAACAAGACAUAUAUAUAUACAGUACGUGUACAUAAAAAUUAAUUAAUUGAUUAACAUAAUUGUAAGCAGAAAUGUAAAAAAAGUACAAAAAUCAUGUAUUUUGUAGCUUUUUAGAUAACUUAUUUUUACAAAUCUGGUUUUACAAAUAUUUACCUUGUGCAUCCGAAAUUUGAAUAAAUUUUACGUAAAAAAGGAAAA